UGGCGGAUACGACUGGGCACAGAGCCCUUCCCGUAGUGGUCUUCAUUCACGGGGAGAGCUUCGAGUGGGGGGCUUCGAACCCCUACGACGGUUCGGUCCUCGCUGCCUACGGAGAGGUGAUCGUUAUCACGCUCAACUACCGUCUCGGGCCCCUAGGGUUCCUGAACAACAAUGCUCAUCCUAGCGGACGAGGACACGUCACCAAUCAUGGUCUGAUGGAUCAAAUUGCUGCCCUCCACUGGGUUCAAGAAAACAUCGGAGCCUUUGGGGGUGAUCCUGGCAGCGUGACACUCUUGGGUCAUGGCACUGGGGCGGCGUGUAUACAUUUCCUGAUGGCGUCAGCGGCGGUGGUUCCUGGACUGUUCCACCGAGCUGUGCUUAUGUCCGGGUCGGCUCUCAGUCCUUGGGCCACGGUUGGGACUCCGACGCAUUACGCGUUGCAGUUUGGCCGCGCGCUCAAUUGUACGGCUAAUUUGCCGGUUGAAAUGAGCCUCCACGACCCUGGUUUCAUGCCUUCUAACGAUGAGUUGGAUCAAAUGGUUAACUGUCUGAAGGAGAAGCCGUUGGAGGACCUUCAGGCUGUGCAUAUCGCCGCGCCACAGUUCUUGUACGCGUUUGGGCCUAGUGUGGAUGGUAUCGUUAUCAAAAAUGAUUUCCGGCGGGAACUGAGGAAAAGAGCGGACGAAGUAAGUCGAGAAUACGACCUGAUGUUCGGGGUGGUGCCGUUCGACUCCUACAACGUCUUCAGCGACAAUGACAUCGAGAACGGCUUCGAUCUGGAGCACCGCGACCGCAUCUUCCGCACGUUAGUGCGUAAUUCGUACGACUAUCACCUCAAUGAAGUGUAUAUUUCGGUGGUGAACGAAUACACGGAUUGGGAGCGUCCGAACGCCCAUCCGACAGCUACAAGGGACGCUACCUUAGCCGCCCUUAGUGACGCGCGCUAUGUCGCUCCGCUUAUAAACACAGCGAAUAAUAUCCGAAUGGGCGACAAAAACCAGUUUUUCUACCUGUUCGACCACUCGACCAGACAGUCAGAUAAUCCUUACGACGUGAAGGGCGCCGUCCACGGCGACGAGCUGCCCUUCGUGUUCGGGGCGCCGUUGGUGGGGGAGCUGGGAGUGUUCGCGGGCAACUGGUCCCUCCAGGACCGGAUGGUGGCCGAAGCCAUGCUCACCUACCUGACGAAUUUCGCCAAAACCGGGAAUCCCAAUUUCCGGGUCGAGCAGGAUAUGUUCAUUGACGUCAAAGAGAAAUACCGCUUCAAGAACCUCGUUUGGGACAAGUACGAUCCUGUGUACCAGAAGUAUUUAGAAAUAAGUCCUCGGCCCCGGCUCAGGGACCACUAUAGGGCCCACCAGUUGGCACUGUGGACCUGGUUAGUGCCACAGUUACAACGCGUCGGACGGCUGGAGUUUCUGACCCUACGUGACCCCGAGGCCGAAGACCUGCCACCGGAAGACCAACUGCAGGAGUUGUCAGUCGUUCACCACCUGUUCUCGCCGUACGACGACCCCGAUCUGUAUUCGGGAGUCGUUCGGUCAUUACACCACAUGGCGGGGCACUACAUCCUGCCUGCUACAACAGUCGCGUCGCUCUCGCUGUCCCCGACUACGCCCUCGCUACUCUCGCGGUAUUACACCACGCCGCGAACGGCGCGAAAUAUUUCCGAUCCGCGGUUGCCGGAAGGGAAUCCGAACGAUAAGAUUCACGCCGAGGCGACGAAACCCGAGACUGUCGACUACAUCGCAUAUUCGACCGCACUCUCCGUUACGAUCGCGAUCGGCGUAUCGCUAUUAAUCCUCAACAUCUUGAUUUUCGCGGGUGUGUAUUACCAGCGAGACCGUUCGCGUAUGGGCGACAAGAACGAACAGCGGAACAACCAGAGCAGCAGUAGCAGCAGCGAACAGCAAAUGGCGGCCAUUAGUUCGUCCUCCGGUCCUAUAUUAGGGUCGAGUAUGAACUUGGAGGUGACGAAACAGCCGUUGACAGCCACGUCAGCACUCAAGGCGCCGCCGCCCUCGCCACUGACGCACACUCAAGCCUUCACUCACAUUUCGGAGUGCCCAGCCGCUUUCGCAGACACCCCGGGCACUCACGAGGCGGGGGGGCAUUGCGUCGCGGUGGUGCCGCCUACCAUACCAAAUGGCAGUGCUACUCUGCUGGGCAGCCAGCAACAGCAGCAGCAGCAGCUACAACAACAGCUUCAUCAACAACAGCAGCUUCAUCAACAACAGCAGCUUCAUCAACAACAGCAGCUUCAUCAACAACAGCAGCUUCAUCAACAACAGCAGCACCAUCAUCAACAACAGCACUUGCAACUGCAGCACAAGCAGGUAACGAUGCCUCGACCACCCCCACCCCCGCGGCUGAUGGCAGCAGAGUCGCAGCCUCUGCUGCCGGCGCAUGUCCCAGCGCCGCCUAGGGGCAAAAUCCCAGCGUACGAGGAGCUAAGAGUAUGAUGGAGGCGCCCUCUGGUAACGGUGCUCUCUAGCGCUGAGCACCUCCAGGGGGGCAGCGGCACUCUACCUUCCCUGGAGCAGCAGCAGCAGCAGCAGCAGCAUGCGCAGGUCGUCGACUAUUACGGCGGAACGUUCUACGACGGGCAGGAUAUGACCACGUCGUUCCGCAGCGACGAGCCGGUUGUGCUGCUCCCGGGCAUGGACUGCGCCAGCAGUUCAUCUACUUGGCCGCGCAAGGCUAGAUGCCCGCGCACCUAUCCAGAGGGCGACCCAACGUGUCUACAACAGGUAACAGAGCCUCAGGGCGCGUUGCGCUCCUAGCAAUAACAGCCCAAAUGGUGGGGGGAAAUGGGGCGAAAUGGGGGGGACCUGUAGUGGGUAGUAAUAGGGGGGUGAGCACAGACACGCGUGUGUGUGUGUGUGAACAUUUGGACCUUUGGACAAUACCUAUUACUGCGCUCACGUUCGUAUUUACAAGUUUAAUAAGUUCUCAAAACUUAUCUUUGUGAAAGUGUGCACUUUUUUAUAUGUACGUGACUUCUAUAAUUGUGUAAAUUAUGUGUAAAUACUACACAGACGAUCUAUUGACAUGUUGCUGCAGAUUACGAUGUUUUCAAUAAAACUUGAUAGUAAAA
Molecule: messenger RNA, 3097 nt
Organism: Procambarus clarkii (red swamp crayfish)
Lineage: Eukaryota; Metazoa; Arthropoda; Malacostraca; Decapoda; Cambaridae
Source: RefSeq, a predicted model, not a curated record